Molecule: messenger RNA, 1926 nt
Organism: Pipra filicauda (Wire-tailed manakin)
Lineage: Eukaryota; Metazoa; Chordata; Aves; Passeriformes; Pipridae
Product: receptor-type tyrosine-protein phosphatase N2-like
Exons: 12
Coding region: 1-1911 (636 amino acids)
Cellular component (GO): secretory granule
Source: RefSeq, a predicted model, not a curated record
AUGAGGGGAAGAGCAACAUUAAAGGUUGUUCUGGAUAUAGCCAGCUGCCUGUUUGAAGAUGACCUUUGCAAAUCUUUUGAAAUCUGUGUAAAUGAUGGAAUAUUUGGGAGAUGUCAGCGAGUGCCAGCAAUAGACAUCUAUAAAUAUGACAUUUCACCCCCUGUUCUGCAGCAUCUGAAGAUCAUCCUGGAGAAGCUCUCACACAGAGGUUUUACCUGGCGAGAUGAUUAUACUCAGCAUGUUAUUGGUCAGGAACUCUCAACCAUUCACAAAAUCCACAGCAGACGCCCCGAUGUAUUUGCAUCUGAAGGAUCUGAUUCAGGAAGGACUUUUGGACAUAACGCAGAUAAUGAAAGAAAUUAUGAUGGGGAAAAUGAUGUGAACUUGGCCAAGUCUCUUCAGCAAUACCUUAAAUAUCUUGGUAUUCUUUCCCAGUCUGCAUCUACAAAUCUGUAUCCAAGGAAGACAAGUGACAAAGCUUCUGUCAAGAGCUACAUCUACAAUGAUCCUAUCAGGUACUACGCGAGGCGGAACCCCAAAGAACGAGCUCCUCCUUUGGCCCGUCCAUCAAAAUCCCAACAACAGCUCGCUGAGAACCUCCGUGGGAGGACCUUCAGCCAGAGCCAGAUGGAGAAGUUCUCACCAGAGUCAGAAAUGGGGCUCGACCAAAAAACCCUGAUGGCUGCGCUGCACACCUACAUCACCCAGAACUUGUCAGCACAAAGCAGUGACAAAAGCCCUCACAGCAGGACUAAAGGGUCUCAGGUUUAUGCUGAUAGAUUCUACUCCACACAAGGCAGUCCUUUUGAUGGAAGUUUUGCCAAAGGAAAAGGAGAAGAUUUUAAAAUGAAGAAGCUGUUCCAGCCAAGGCCUGCUUCUGGAGUGCUGAGGCCAACCCCUGAGGUGCUGAGUCAUAAAUCUGCUUCCCAGGAUGAUCCCAAGGACCCUCUGACUGUAGUGGAUGAGACACUUAUUAAAGAUGUAUUGAAGGACCUAGAGAAACAUCAAGUGAAUGUGGAGAAUCUCAGCUCAACAGAACUGGAUGAGAUCGCUGAUACUAUCGCCACUGCAAUUCAGAGUGUUGACAUUCAGCAAGAAACACAAAAUGGUGCUGGAAAAACCAGAGAAGACAAAACAGAAGCACAAACAAAGAAAGGAGAUUCUCAAGGAAAGGCAGAGUUUCAGAUGGGAUUAAUGGAAAACAGCAUUAAUAUACCAGACAAUGGAGUGCAUGAAGCCAGUGCAAGAACUGAUAAAGAGGAGAACACUGCAAAACUAAUUAAAUUCUUGAAUGAGAAUGCACUGUCUGAAAAUGUGCCCAAAGACCUUGGCCCUGAAGAAUCUACUAAGAUAGAAACCAAGAAAUCUGAAGAAACUGACUCUUCAGAAGAAAUAAAUGCUGGUGUGGAAAAUGUAAAAAGUGAGACUUUCUCAAGGGAGCUGACAACUGCAGAGAACAGUGAAUCUGACUCCAAAGACCCGAGCUACUGGAUUAAGAAUGCUUUAAUGCAGGAUGGAAACUCCUAUGAAAAGCCUCAGAAAAAUAUGGGACAAGGCUUACAACUUGAAGUGAAGUCUUCUGAGGAGAAAGAGUACGGCUACAUUGUGACAGUGAAGGACCCCCUGAGUGUGGAAAAGGGCUUGGAGUUAAUAAAGGAAGUGGCAGAUCUCCUGAAGCUGCAGAUGAGUGUCUUCGAUGAUGUCAAUGUGCUGGGACCAGCUGUGACCUUCAGAGUGCACUCAAACCUCCAAAACAUUUCAACUGCAGAUGUUGCCAAAGAAGCAGCCAUAAACAAAGAGAAACUUGAGAAAACAACUGGACUGAAAAUUCUGCAGACUGGUGUGGGGGAGGUAAGUGGCUUCCAGGCAUUUUACAUUCUCAAAAACGUUUUAAUUCUUGGGUUUUUUUAAGAAAUCCUGGAGCUC